UGGCGUGAAAACUAUAAUAUUAAAGGCUUAAAUCCAAAUAAAAAAAAAAUAUGUAAAUAAGGGAGAGUCCUGCCUAGAUCGAAGACGGAGGCAGACUGAUCUUGCAUUAUUGAAUGUUUAUUAAAAAGAUAUCAACUUUUAAGGUUUAUGUCCAGAUUUGUGAAAAGGGUUAAAAAGUAAAAUAUUCAACCUUGGUCAUAAAAUCGCACUAUGAUGUCUACAUGGAAAACACAAUGGGUAAUGCCCAUGUAUGAACCUUGGCAAAUAUUCCCAUCACACCACCGGAGGAAACCGAUUGGCACAGAACAGAAUAAGUAACCCGUAUAUGAAGUGCGGUGAUUAGAUUACACCUGUGUGUCUGCCAUGUGCGGCAAUUUGAAUGGAGCUCGGCUAGGUCGGCAAAUGAUUUACGGUGACUCUUAGGUGAUAAGUGGCCAUUCGAAGAGCCAUAUAAGCUCACCGUCUACAGAGGAGAUUCAUAGUAAUCGCUGAAAAUCGAAGGCACUAUGAAGCUCGCUCUGUUCGCAAUCCUGAUGGUGGUGGUCCUGGGAGUGUCCCGGGCCACCGACUACUGCUCGUGGGACAUCUGCAACGGUGGCAGCCACAUCGCCUGCGGGCACAGCAACUGGUGGGACAGCGCCUGCCCCGGAGAUGCGCAGCUGAUCGACAUCAACGACGAUUAUAAGUGGGUCUUUGUCCACUCCCACAACGACAAGCGCAACUACAUCGCUGGCGGAUACGAUCCCAACCAUAAUGCCGCAUGCCGUAUGGCCACCAUGGAGUGGGAUGACGAGCUGGCCUACCUUGCCUCCCUCAACGUCCGCCAGUGCAACAUGGUGCACGACAGCUGCCACAACACCGACUCCUUCAAGUACUCCGGGCAGAACCUGGCGUGGCAGGCCUACUCCGGCGAUCUGCCCGACAUGGGCUACAUCCUCGAUAACAGCGUCCAGAUGUGGUUCGAUGAGGUCCACAACUCCAACAGUGGCAUAAUCUCCGGAGGCUACCCCGCUGGCUACAGUGGACCUGCUAUUGGUCACUUCACCGUGAUGAUGUCCGAGAGGAACACUCGUCUGGGCUGUGCCGCUGCCCGUUACAACCGCGACGGAUGGAACCAGGUCCUUGUGGCAUGCAACUACGCUACCACGAACAUGAUCGGCCGCGAGAUUUACUCGAGCUGCGACUACGGAUCCCAGGGCUGCAGUUCUGGAAGCAACGGCGAGUUCGGUAAUCUCUGCUCUAACUCCGAGUGGUAUGACGUCAACAGUUGGUAAACAUACCAGGAAAAAUAAUCCUCCAUAUUAGAGCCUCAAUAAUAAAAGCAUUUGGCAAAAAUUUCGUA
Messenger RNA from Drosophila ananassae, 1342 nucleotides. RefSeq names its product antigen 5 like allergen Cul n 1 (gene Ag5r2). NCBI's taxonomy places the organism in Eukaryota, Metazoa, Arthropoda, Insecta, Diptera, Drosophilidae. The transcript is spliced from 3 exons. The coding region runs from base 507 to 1274 and encodes 255 amino acids. The record is from RefSeq and is a predicted model, not a curated record.